This is a messenger RNA of Peromyscus californicus insignis, 653 nucleotides long. It is a transcript of the gene Ncr3, whose product is annotated as natural cytotoxicity triggering receptor 3. Gene Ontology annotation, biological process: natural killer cell activation; positive regulation of natural killer cell mediated cytotoxicity; immune response-activating cell surface receptor signaling pathway. The record is from RefSeq and is a predicted model, not a curated record. NCBI's taxonomy places the organism in Eukaryota, Metazoa, Chordata, Mammalia, Rodentia, Cricetidae.
AUGGUGUUACUUAGCUGGGCAGCUGCAUUCAUCCCUAUGCUUCAAGUAUACCGCAAGGAUCACGUGGGAUCCUGUGCUCUCUGGGUGUCUCAGCCCCCUGAGAUUCGUGCCCGGGAGGGCACCACUGCCCUCCUGCCCUGCUCUUUCAAUGCCAGCCAAGGGACGGUGGCCAUUGGCUCUGUCACAUGGUACCAAGACAAAGUGGCCCCGGGGAUGGAGGUGAGCAACAUGACCCCAGAGUUCUCGGGCCGUGUGGCCUCUUUCGCCGCUGUCCCCCAAUUCACCAGGGACCACACGGCAGAGCUGCUCAUACAGGACGCCCGAAGCCAUGACACCGGAAUCUAUGUGUGCAGGGUGGAGGUGCUAGGCCUGGGCGUCGGAACAGGAAACGGUUCUCGGCUGGUGGUGGAGAAAGAGCCUCCUCAGCAAGCCUCCGGCUCAGAGCAAGCAGCCCACACAAGUCUCCUCCUCCGGGCUGCAUUCUAUGCCCUCAGCUUUCUCUCUGUGGCCACGGGCAGUACCCUCUAUUAUCAGGGCAAAUGCCCCUGUCACGUGGGCACACCUCCGACAGCCUGUGAGGAGUGAUUUCUAAAUCUCAGUGACCCAGCACUCUCAAAGACCAGCAAUAAAUCCGUACCUGCUCCUCGCUCCUA